This is a messenger RNA of Scomber japonicus (chub mackerel), 1016 nucleotides long. RefSeq names its product thiamin pyrophosphokinase 2 (gene tpk2). Gene Ontology annotation, molecular function: 8-oxo-dGDP phosphatase activity. The transcript has 8 exons. The coding region runs from base 48 to 959 and encodes 303 amino acids. The record is from RefSeq and is a predicted model, not a curated record. Lineage: Eukaryota; Metazoa; Chordata; Actinopteri; Scombriformes; Scombridae.
AGAGUUGCAGAGCAGGACAAGAAGCUGCUGUAGAUUCAGUGGUGAACAUGGCAGUGUGUGCCUGGUCAGAAGACAUACUGCAACUCCUCCGUAGAAUGAAUAACUUUUAUUCAGCAGGCUCCAGUCGUUCCAGCUGCUUUCGGUUUGAGAUAGAAGGAACACAGGUAGGCUGGAUCCCUCCGCGUAUAGUGACGCUGCUGACGCGUUACCCAGAUGUGUUCAAUCCGCCGCACGGUGGCGCUGUGUCCCUGUCUCACAGGCUAGACUCUUACACGAAGAGAUCUGAGGCUGUGGACGCUGUCCUCACAUCUCUGAGAUCUUUGAUAGGAGAGAGCUCACUGAGCUGUCUGAAAGGAUGGAGAGAUGAGAAGUACAGUGUGAUGCAGAGAUACUCAGACCCUCCCUUCAUGUGGAUGGAAAGAGCAGCAACCUGUCUUUUUGGGGUGAGGCGGUAUGGAGUCCAUGUUAACGGCUACACUGUUAGUGAAAGUGGGGAAAUCAGCAUGUGGCUGGCCAGACGUUCCCUCACAAAGCAGACCUAUCCUGGACUACUAGACAACGUGGCAGCAGGUGGUUUGGCUGCUGGUGUUGGCAUCAAACACACACUGGUCAAAGAAUGUCAGGAAGAAGCAUGUAUCCCAGCAGCCCUUGCUGAGAAAGCUUGUCCUGUAUCCACAGUGAGCUACACUUACGAGGAUGACGAGGGCGUGUUUGCAGAAAACCAGUUUGUCUUUGAUUUGGAACUUCCCCUCCAGUUCAAGCCCACAGUAGGUGAUGGAGAGGUGCAAGCAUUUUACCUCCUGCCCAUAGAUAAGGUGAAGGAACUACUGGCAACUGAUGACUUCAAACCCAACUGUGCUAUGGUGGUCUUGGAUUUCCUCAUUAGACACUCCGUUAUUGAGCCUGAUAAAGAGCCGUUUUACCAGGAGUUUGUGAGCGGACUGCACCGGACGUUAUAGAGUGAAGCUGAAGACUGAAGCACAUUGUUGUUUACAUGUAUCACAGUCACAUGUCAG